Messenger RNA from Caenorhabditis sp. 36 PRJEB53466, 2120 nucleotides. NCBI's taxonomy places the organism in Eukaryota, Metazoa, Nematoda, Chromadorea, Rhabditida, Rhabditidae. The record is from the annotation of a GenBank genome assembly.
AUGUCAUCAUCUCAAAAGCAAAUUUCAAGCGUCACCUCAACCACUGACACCGUUACCAGUGAUGAAACCGCAGAAAGGCGGUACGGUUGUCUCGGCGCCAAUCGUUACAUUAUCCUCGUCAUUUCUUUGCUCUUUUUGAGCUUUAAUCUUGCUUCGUAAGUGGUUUCGACGGCGAUCCAUUCGUCCCAUUUGAUCACAUUUUUUUGCAGAAUCAUCGCCUACAACGCGACGUACGUGUCAAUGGUGAACCUGGAAUCGUCGCCUUACUGGGAAGAGUUCAUUGGCUCGAACAAGACCGUCGACGAGAUCGACUGGAACUCUUCGGACCUUCCUCUGUCCGAACGACGUUUCCUCUUCACCUCUCUCCAUAAAAUGUUGGGAUUUGCUGGCGGUUUUAUGGGUGCCAUCGCCGCCGUCUUCCCAAUGACCCACCUUUCGACCAGAUUCGGAGUCCACAAACUGAUGACAGCUACCGGCAUCCUGGGCACCAUUCUCGUCUGCAUCACCCCGAUCGUCGUGUCGUGGUCCUUUCCGAUCUUUGUGGUGCUUCGUGUAGUCCAGGGCUUCACCCUUGCCAAUCUCUUCACGACCGCCGGAGUUGUCGUCAACGAGUGGGCGACCGUCAACGAGAAGGGACUCUUCAUUUCGGUGCUCUCUGCCCACGUGGAAGUCGGCGCCGUGUUCACAAUGCCAGUCUCUGGCGCACUUGCCACGUCGGCUGGAUGGCCGUGGGUCUUCUACCUGCACGGCAUCAUUCUCGGCGCGUUGACUGUCCUUUGGGCCGUCUACUAUAAGGAUCGUGCGGUCAAACAUCCGUUUGUGAAGCAAGCCGAGUGGCGCAAGAUUAGCCAUGGAAAGCGACCGCAUACCGGAGCAAAACCGCAGGUGAGCACACGUUUUCAACAGUUUUUGUGGCCCAUAAAACCGGGCUUCAAGUUUAGCAACCGAAAAAGCCAUACAUCUCUGCUGCCAGUAGAGAUAUCAUAAAGUGGCCAACUAACAAACUUUUUAUCAGAAAAGUGUGCACAUUUUCUUAGUUGGUACCUUUUUGAUAUCUCCACCGACAGCUGAGAUAUAUCGUCUUAGCUGUAGCGUGCGUUUUGAGCGUCAUUGUAUGUCUCCGAACUCUACAAUACUCGUUCAUGACUCAGGACCGACACUACUACUGUAGCCUUCCAAUUUUUCAGACACCCGUCCGCAAAAUCGUCUCGUCCAUCGUCAUCUGGGGUGUGUGGAUCGCCGUGAUCGGAAACUUCCUCGUCUCCCAGUUCUCCAUCUCCUACGCCCCCAUUUAUUUGCGCGGAGUCAUCGGCUGCACCCCGACAGAAGCGGGUCUCCUCACCCUUAUUCCGAUGGCUUGUCUGGUAGGAAUACAAUAUCUAAAUUCAACAAAACCUUAAACUUUUACAGUUAGUCAUCAAAUUCAGCACGGGAUUCUUCUCGGACCGCAUCAAAUCGAUUUCGGAUCUCACCAAAAUGAAAAUGUUCAACUCUUGUGCUCUCCUUGGCUCCUCCAUCUUUUUCAUAGUUUUAGCAUGCUCGAAUCCUGGCGGCAGCAAAGUUCUAGACGUUAUUUUGCUGUGUAAGUUUCCAUUUAGUUGCAUAAUAUCUAAAAAUGUCAAAUUCAGCGAUUCCUAUGGCGCUUCUCGGCUUCUCCUCAGGCGGUUACAGUAAGUGCGCGGUCAUGGUGGCCGGACAAUAUUCGCCGUUCGUCAUGGCUAUUGUACAAGUGAGUGGAUGCGCAAUACAAGUCUACAAUACGGAUAUUAUACUUGCAGAUAAUCGCAUGCGCUUCCCUGAUGGCCGGCUCUUUCCUCGUGCCCGCGUUGACGCCAACCGAUAGUUUCAGUGAAUGGCAGAGAGUUUUUAUGAUUUACGGAGCGGUCUUGGCCAUCACCAACACAAUUUUCAUUGUUUUCGCGAGAGCCGAGCCCGCCAAAUGGUCCCAACAAAAAGGCGAUGUCAUUUUGGCGAGAGCUGUGAUGGGCGGAGCCUCGGACGGCGCCACAGAGCCCCGGGAGCCGGCGGAGCAGCCACGAGAGCGGUGGAUUGACGCGGAAGUUGGCAGAGUGAAUGGGACGUUAGACAGAGGAACAAAGAACGUUUCGGCUUCAACCUGA